CUCUAUUAGGACAUUUAUUGCUCGACUGGUUGCCCUCUUCUCCCGCUCCUCACACUAGGCCAUAGUCCUUAUAACUCUUGAGCCGAAGGGGUUUCAAGAUACUACUUAGCCUUUGGAGCUGCCCCGGGCAAUUUAGCAUACUCAUCGGAGAGAAAAAGUAGGAGGGCUGUUUUUCUUUAUUCAUUGCCUUUCUUUGCAAAAAUAGUGCAUACAUUUACACUCAUUCUAAAUAAAAAGAAAAAAUAUGCUUCAUGAGCUAUUAUUUGUUCUGUUAGGCUAUCCAGGAGAUGUGUUCAAACCUUCUCCUGCUUCAAUCUCUUCCGAAACUGCAACGACUUUUGCCAUUCCAUCUGAAUUUCCCUUACUUCAUCCUACGGAACGUGCAUCUUUAAAUAGAUUAGGGCAAUUAGGCUGGAAUUUUUACAAAAUCAGUGAAGCGAUCAGCCAGAUACGCGAAGCUUCGUCAAAACACCACUCGAAAUCUCGAACAUCGACAUUGUCAGAUAUCAGUUAUGGGUCGUAUAUUCAGGCUUUCACAACAUCACUUGAAAACGUGCUAAAUCAGUAUAGAACUGCUGUUUUAGAGUUGGAAAAAGAGAUAUUGGAUGAUACACUUGGUGCUGGUUCUAAUAUCGUACCCUUAACAUUAUUAACAGCGAAUUUAAGUCGCUGGGAAAUGACAUUGCCCUUUCUCUGGAAACAAUUAAUACAGCCUAUUAUAUUGUCCACUAAAGAAACAGCAGGAGACGGUAAUAUACCAAAUUACUACGGCUGUCGAAUAUUUGAUUUGAUUCUCUACCAUCUGAAGACUACCGGUGUCUAUGAAAUAAGACAUAUUUUACAAACAAUAUUAGAAGAUUUAGACGCUGUUCUACGCAGACAAUUAACUACUUGGAUGGUGUACGGUCAAUUAAUAGAUCCUCAUAAUGAAUUUUUCAUAAGCAGCGAUUACAAAGUCAACAAAGAAUUGUUACCGCAACAUAUACCCUAUUCGGUAGCAGAGUCGAUAUUAUUUGUUGGAAAGGCUAUUGCAAUAGUAAACCAUCAAAGCCAGCAACAGCAGCUUAACUCUAACAAUAGUAAGCAACAAAGAAGAUGGGAGGAAACAAUACCCGAAGCUCUGCAAGAAAAACAUUUACGCCUCCUAUCAGCAUUAAUAUCAUGUCAUUCUCAGCAAUCCUCUUCCUCGAUAUCGCAUUCCUCCCACACUCUUCAAUAUGUUGUUAGCCAAAUAAAAAAAUCUACAGCAGAUUGGCUAUUCUCUACAGUAUUAAUUGGUAAAUAUGGCUUAGAUCACUAUGUUUCUUCUUUUCGCAAUAUCUUUUUGCUGGAAGAUGGUGAUUUAGCGAGCAAUUUUAUUGAAGCCUGCUGUAUUUGGAAAAAACGAAAUAUCGUACUCAGUGAUAAUGACAGCAACAUCAUCAAUAACAAUAGCAAUGCAACUACAGCAAAAUUUAGACAACAAGAAUUGAAUUUUAUAUUGAAAAAAGCAGCUGCUUCAGCAAUUUCAUCUACAUCUACGUUAGACGCUACUGACGUUAUAUCAUCUUCUCUGCUAUCACGUUAUCAAAUUAUAAUCGACACCGAUCAGCAGCUGCCAUUUUCAGAUUUGUUAUUGCCCAGUAUACCCGUUCAUUUAACUUUUCACCUAAGUUGGCCUCUUGAUUUAUUCCUUACAAAACGUGAUAUACGUGUCUAUUCUCAUUUAUGGGCAUUUUUGAUAAGUGUAAAGAGCACUCAAUUGACUUUAAAUCAACUAUAUCAAUAUUUAUUGCGCGAUAACAGUACAACUUCAGAUAAUCAAGCGGAGGAUGGAUAUAAUGAACGCAUCGUUUGGCGAUUAAGAUCAUUCAUGUUAUUUUGGAUCAAUACAUUUUGGAAUCAUAUCCAAUCCAAUGUGAUCUCUAAACAUUAUAAUGAUCUUAUUGAUGAUUUAUCUACAGCAUCUUUAUCUUCUUCAUCUGCAUCAUGGAAUAACAAUGAAGAAAAUCAGGCAUCCCCAGCAUCCAACUUUGACUUUGAACAAUUGCAAGCGUCUCAUGAAGCAUUUUUGCGUCACAUAUUGCGUGGCUGCCUACUUACUUCGAAGGAAUGCGUGCAAAUUAUGUAUAAUAUUCUACAUGUUUGCUUAAAAUUUGCUGACUAUAUGAUGGAGAUUUAUAAAGGUGGAGAAUGGAGAAAUAGGACGAAACGACGAAAGACUAUGGGAAAGAAGAAAAAAACAGCAGCAGAAAUUGUAAACGAAUGGACAAGGCGACAUGGAGAUGCAGAGCCAGUAACAUGGGUAGAGAAUGUUCUGAAAAUGGAAGAGACAUUAAUCGACUUGACUGAGAAAUUCUUUUCACUAGCUUCUUCGCAACCUUCAGAAGUUAAGAUAAGUGGUCAAUUAGACGGUUUGUUGUUACAACUGGAUUAUAAUAAGUGGUUCUCAAAAGCGCCUAUGAUGUAUUAAGUUUUAAUUGCAUAUACACAUUCUGCAUAAAGCAAACAAAUAUUCAUUUACAGAUACCCAAAUGUAUUUUUG
Molecule: messenger RNA, 2524 nt
Organism: Mycotypha africana
Lineage: Eukaryota; Fungi; Mucoromycota; Mucoromycetes; Mucorales; Mycotyphaceae
Product: gamma-tubulin complex component protein
Exons: 3
Coding region: 245-2452 (735 amino acids)
Biological process (GO): meiotic cell cycle; mitotic cell cycle; cytoplasmic microtubule organization
Cellular component (GO): spindle pole; equatorial microtubule organizing center; gamma-tubulin complex
Molecular function (GO): microtubule minus-end binding; gamma-tubulin binding
Source: RefSeq, a predicted model, not a curated record